AUGGAGAAAGGCCUCUUCAGCCGCUUUCGCCGACCGCGCAAGAUGGUGUUGCUCAAGUCCCACAGUACGUACCAGACGAUGCAGACGGCUGAAGUUGCGAAGCUGUCUGAGCAGUAUGGGGCGAUUCGAGCUUCGUCGGAUUCAGCUGCAAUUGAGCUUCAAACAGCUCGGAAGCAGCUCUCUAUGGCGAAAGCGGAGGCCGAACUGGCAAUGAGCGACCGCAUUGAUCUGAUGAAGGAAAACAGUCACCUGAGGCAAGAAUUCACCCAGGCUAUGGCCCACAUUGCAUCCCUGCAGCAAGAUCUGGGGAAACUAUGUGCUGUUCAAAAGGAUUUUGAGCAAGCCCACGCCUCUCUGGAGCGCUGCAGGCAGAUGCAUGCUGUCGACAGGGAGCAGAUCCUGCGCCUAGAGGAAGAACUUAAGGCCUACGCUGAGAAGGAAAAGCAAUUGCUGCUUAUACAGAGGGAGGCAGAACUUGCGAAACGGCAAAGCGCCAAGCUUCUGAAGGAGCUACAGGAAGCUCAGCAGGCACUAACAGCAUUCCAAGAUGUCUCUGAAAGGAACUGCUGGGAAAAGCAGGCAGAAACAAUGCUUCAACUGAACACGACGCUGGCGGAUGAGAAAGCUCUCAGGAACGAGCUAGAGAAGCAGGCAAAUGAGAUCGCCAUGCUUGCGACUGACCUUAGAUCAGCUAACCAGCGGGAUGCACAGAAAGCUGAGCAGCUACGGAUAGCUAUUGAAGAGGCGCGGCGCUUUGAAUUCGAGGCCCAGCGGCGCCUUGAUGAUGUUGCUCGUCUAGAAGCUGAAAAUGCCAAGAUAGCAAAGGAGCUCGAAUGCUACUCGAAAAAGCACUUCGAGGAUCUUACGGAGUCUUUAGCAGAGAAACAGAAGCUUAAAGUGGAGCUGGAUGCAGCAGCGGAUUACAGUAGUCGGUUAUCUGUGGAGCUUCAACUGGUGAAGGAGUCAAACUGGAAGCAGAAAGAAGAACUAAGGAGCUCACGAGUCGCACCAAUUGCAGACUGCCGAAUUCGAAGCGACUAUUGCAACGAUGGAACAGCAGUCGAAAAACCAAGAAACCGCCCUCCUGAGGACGCAAACCCUUAA
Molecule: messenger RNA, 1104 nt
Organism: Eimeria mitis
Lineage: Eukaryota; Apicomplexa; Conoidasida; Eucoccidiorida; Eimeriidae
Exons: 8
Coding region: 1-1104 (367 amino acids)
Source: RefSeq, a predicted model, not a curated record